GGUUACAUUUACAGCGUGGAAUAGUGCGCUUGCAUUGGCGGAUGGGGAAGAAAAACGGGCGCGGACGGAGCCCCCUGUGAGGCGUCGCGCAAACGCUGCUUGCUCAGCUUACGGCUUGCAGACUCUGCAGAGAGACGCUGCUGAGACCGCCUGGGAAAGGAACCGCUCUUAGGACCCGGGAAGAUCCUCCCGGAUGACUCCUUCGAAUCAAUGAGAGCCCUGGGAGGAGCCGGCGCUUGAGGCUCCCCAUAAACCGGCCAAUAUCCUGGGCAGAUGUUUUACAACUUCUUGCAUUCUUCAGAGUUUGCUCAGGACGGGCUUUCCUGCCUGGCUGCGCUCUCCACAUUUUGGGUUUCCCCCGGGUUGGCUGGACAGUGGAGGGUGGAGGGCGCGGAAGAGGAGGACUUUAGCAAAGAUCUGCGUGGAUUUUCGAGGCGGGGCAGUUUCAAGAUUAUUAUUAUUAUUCAUCUCAAGGGGGGCUAAUGAUGCGAUUCUGCCCUCGCCAGGGAUCUCCGCCAGGGCAAAGCGCGGAGAGGCCAGGGCAGCCCCCGCUCCGCAGGCCAGGAGGGGGCGCAGCGGCGAUGGGGGGCUGAACUCCCGCGCCACCUUCGGCAGGAGUAGCACGUGGAAAGAUCCUGUCUCUCCAAAGGGGCUCCGGGACGCUCAGCCCGCAAACGGGGGCGGGGGCGGGGAAAGAGAGAAUAAAUAACGGCAAAGCCCCAACUUUUGGGAUUUCAAACCCUGAACUCUUUGAGGGCGUCGCUCUCUCGUACCUUGGCUGGUAUUAACAAUUGAUACGAUCGCUCAGGAGGAUCCCUUUUGUGGCUUCCCCUAGAUCGGCUGGGAAAUUGUGAAUCAAAUCAUAAAAGUUGCUUCACGAGACAAAAUAGUUUUUUUGGGGGGGGCGGAAAGAGGAGAUCUCCUGCUGCCGAAGAUGCCGGGGCUGCACUAGAAAGCGCUUCUUCCCGCUUUUAAAUGCCUGCCGGCUCGGUCCAGCAUGGCUGUGUAUGCCCUCACCGGCUUCUCCCUCGUCAGCCUGCUGAGUUUCGGCUACCUCUCCUGGGACUGGAUGAAGCCCGGCUUGGUGGGCGAAGCGCCCGGGGACCCGAUGGGGAAGCCUCUCCCGGCGGCGGCUGCUGCUGCUGCUUCUGCCGCUCUGGCCAGGCCGCCCCACCUCAUCUUCAUCCUGACGGACGACCAAGGUUUCCAUGACGUGGGCUACCACGGCUCCGAUAUCCAGACCCCGACGCUGGACAGGCUGGCGGCCGAAGGGGUGAAGCUGGAGAACUAUUACAUCCAACCCAUCUGCACCCCUUCCAGGAGCCAGCUCAUCACGGGCAGGUAAGGGCUCUGGGGUGGAGGGGGAGGACAAGCAACCAGACCCCCCGCAAAAAAACACACACACAGCUUCUUAUCAGGAUGGUGUGGUGUGUACUCCCCCUCCGUCCAAUAAUUUCACAUGCAACACCUGGCAAGUGUUAGGACAUGGAAUUCAAAAGGUAAGGUGAAGAUGCCCAGGGUUAGAAUCAUAGAAUUGUAGAGUUGGAAGGGACCCCAGAAUCAUCGAGUCCAGCCCCCUGCAAUGCAGGAAUAUGCAACUGUCCCAUACGGGGAUCGAACCUGCAACCUUGGCAUUAUCAGCACUCCAUAAAAUAACAACUGGUAUUAUACCGGGGGCAAGAUCUGCGUGCUACUUGCUGGCGGUAACUCGACAGCGUUCUGUAAAAUAAGAGAGAGGGACUUUAAAAGCCAAAUGAGCAACUCGAUUUAAAAUAACAAAAAACAGAUUUCAGGCAAUUAAAGUUUUGCUUUUGUUUCCUGGAUGCUAAAGAUACUAGGACUUUUUUUGGGAGGGGAGUGGGGGCACAAACAAUAACCCUAACUGGGUAAAAUAUAUCACUUUAUCAAAAUAGUGAAAUGCAGCGUGGUUGGUGUGUAGACAGUGUGACGAUCACUGGGAGGGGAUACUCAUUCCAGCCGUUCAGUGAAGGCGCAAUUUCAUUGGAUGCCUUUAAACAAGUCAUCACAGCUCAUUCGCAGUAUGGGGAUCGCGCUGACCUAAGAAUUACAGUUAGGAUGAAUGAUACAUGUAGUUUGAAAAGCUUUUCUUUCAUUAGGAGUACCAUAGAAGGAUGUGGUAUGUAACAGGAGAAAGCACCAACCCUACCUUAGACAGAGUAAGGCAACUGCUUCAGAGACAGCUGUUUUGGGUUAUCACAGAGGGGCAGCAGCAAAUUGUUAUUUAUUUCUUUGUUUUAUAAUUGUUGUAUUAUUUACUGCCAGGGAGGGAUAGAGGCAUUUGCAGGAUUCUCUGCCUGUACAGUGGUACCUCGGGUUAAGUACUUAAUUCGUUCCGGAGGUCCGUACUUAACCUGAAACUGUUCUUAACCUGAAGCACCACUUUAGCUAAUGGGGCCUCCUGCUGCCGCCGCACCGCUGGAGCAAGAUUUCUGUUCUCAUUCUGAAGCAAAGUUCUUAACCUGAAGCAAUAUUUCUGGGUUAGCGGAGUCUGUAACCUGAAGCGUAUGUAACCUGAAGCGUAUGUAACCUGAAGAGUAUGUAACCCGAGGUACCACUGUAGUGUCAAAAUAACUGGACCAGCCUUGCAUCUUAUGCUCCUUGACGUGUGUGUGUGUGUGUGUGUGUGUGUGUAGUGGAGUCUUAGACAACAAAAUAUCUUUAGUCAGCCCUUCCAAACAGUAGCUCUUUGGGUGGAGAAAUCAGUGGCGUUUGAAUACCAUGCCCCACCUCUCUCUUUUAAUUAUGUCCUGGACAAUUUCCCUUAGCAGUAAGAGUGAUUUAUUUCCCCCCUUUCAUUUUUAUGAAGUACUUUGAGGCAUGAUCUGGCUCCUGUUAUAAGAGAAGAUACUGGGCUGAAAAGUACUGUAGAUGUCAAGUGAAAAAAAGAUCGCUUGCCUGCCAAGACACAAGAAGGAGAAAGCUGUGUAGAACCGUAAAGAAAACUAAUUUUUUAAAAAAGUUUCUAUUAGGAAUGUGCCCCUGGGGCCUUAGGUUGCAAUCCUGAGCUUCUCUACGUGGAUAUACAGUCCACUGAAAUCCACAGAUAAAUGCAGGGACUGUUGUAAAUUUUGGUUCAUGAGAGGGGGAAUGCAGGCUCUUUUCUGUACUGUGUCUGCAACAUGAGGAUAGAAUUAGUGUUCAAUUAAUGGGCAUAAUAAUUUACUGACUGGUUGACUUCAGUGCCGUUAGUAAGAGCCUCACAGUCUGCAUUAUAGGUUUAGACGUCCAUGGGUGGCACAGAAAGGGAAGGGUGGAUCCUGACAUCAAAACCCCAACAAUAUUGAUGGGUGUGUGAAUGACAUUUUUCCCUCAGCAUUCUCCUAUUCAGUGGCACCUAUUUUGUAGGGAAGAAGAAAUCUAGCAUUAUGACAAAGUAUAUUGUACAAACUGAGAUUGUUUGCUGAACAAAAAACUCCCUUGGCCAACUGGAACAGAGCAUCUAGAUAGAGAAGAUUAUCAUCAUCAUCAUUUGUUAGUUGCUUUGUUCAUGAAAAUGAUUCAAAGUGACUUAAAAACACAAUAGAAAAAAAAUCCAACGUCAAUAAACACAGUCAAUAAAAAACUAAAAUCAAAAUGUAAUAUAGCAACUCAAAUAAAAGACAAGCGUAGCAGAUCCUGCUCCAUGGGUAUAGCCAAGAGGGGGGCAAGGGGGGCAGCUGCCCCCUCUAAAUCAAGUAAAUCAAUAAAAAAGACUUAACUAGCUGAGGUUCUGCCCCCACCCCAACAUAAAUCCUGGCUAUACCCAUUUCCUGCACCAGAAGAGACCAUCUGAGGAUUCUCCCAAACGCUCUUUACUCUACACUCCCUUGUAUUGCCAGUGUCUCAAACCACCAAAAUAAGUAUUCUGAAUAAAAAUUAUGUUCUAACAGUAAUCAUUCCUCAAAUGAUUAUGAAAUGAUCUGCAGUGUGAAAAUCAGGAAGCAAAGAAACCUCCCUGAUCCCAUGUAACCAAGCCCUUUUCAGUCACGUAACAAAGACAGAAGGGACUGGUGUGACCUCUCCAGGCUAUGCAGCCCAAACCAAUGUAAGGGUAAGAAAGAGAGGCCAGAGUCAGCUGUGGUCACUCCUUCAAAAGGAGACUACAUUUUGGACUGAGUAACAGGGUGAAUAGAACAGACUCGCUGUGAGUCACAAUGAUUUCAUCCUGGGAAGACUUAACUCUACUUCCAAGGGAUUGGACAGUCAGCAAUGCCAGUUAAAAAGGGGAAUCCUCUUUGUACCUGCCUGGAAUAAAUACAGGAAGAAUACUUGGGAGCAGUUGGGUGAAUAAUUAGCGUGUUGGCUGCAGUUUGAAUUGCCUGCAUGCCCAGGACAAGUGUGGAGGGCGUGUGAGGUCUCUCCCCCCUCUCCCCCAUGCAAUCUGACUGCACAUUAACCUGGGAUCAAGUCCCAUUGCAUUCAGUGGGAAUUACUUUGAAGUGCAUAGGAUUGCAUUGCACAAUAGUUUCUCCCUUCUGGCUGAGCCUAUCUAUCAAGGCUACCAGUGAUAGUGGUGGGUGUGGCCAGAUGAUCAAUAGCUGUGGCUCUUAUCUUUGCACAAGAGACUACAAUCUGGCCAAGCACAAGCCAGAGGCUUUCUCACCUCAUCCCACAUCUCUUCAUUCAAGCAAUCACAGUUCAAGGACAUGUUCCAGCCAGGCAAAAACAAUCAAGGAGGGUGCAGAGUGUUAGUGACUGGGGAGGCCAUGCAAGUGAGGUUCAGUUGCUGUAAACACAGUGGGUCACUGGCACUUACCCAAAGGGGAGAGAUGAGGUGUGGGAAGCUUGGCACGGCGCGGCGCAUGGUGGCAGAUCUAAGCCGACUCCUGCUGCCAUGUACCGUUUCCCAGUUCACAGUGUGUUACACCCCACCCCCACCAGCAACCUGUAGUGUUGGGAAAAGGGGAGAGCAUUAAAGCCCCACCCACACUGUCUCACUAGACACUACUGGGGCAGAGCAGGGCCUGGGAAAGGUUUGGCCUGGAGGGAACAAUGAGGCCUAGAAAGAUUCCUGAGGGCUCAAUAGAGAGGCCUGCAGGAAUGUAUUUGGCACCUAGGACAGAGGUCCUCAACGCCUGGUCAAAAAGCUUGGUAUUGUAGCAAAAACAGGCAAAGGGUACUGUGUCACCUUAACUACUGAAUGAUGCAUAAUGGACUGGAGACUAUGCUUAUGCUUCUGAUGAGAUGGAUUCCAGUCUAUGAAAGUUCAUGGUAUAAUAAAUCUAUUGGCUCAAAUCUGCAUUUCUAGUCCUGGACAGCAUGGUGAAAAGCAUGGUGUGAUAACAAUGUGAUUAAGGCUACAAUAUCAUCAUCAUCAUUCAAUGUAGCACCAAGCAAAUCGCUUUGCCAGUGCAAGCAUUUCUGCCUUCUCCCUCACCUGUGUGCUCUUCUGGGGCUCUCCCACCCCCAACCCUGAGCUAAGGGAAGCUUGGCCCCAUGGCACCAGCAAAAGUCCUUAUGCGAGCUUCCACUGGCGGGACUACUUAGUUGAAUCUGCCCCCAAUAUAUAUAUAUUAGGUGUGCCUCCAAUUUGAGAAUCCUGAAUAUGCAGAAUAAACAUUCUCAAGUGCACCUAUUGCCCUACAAGGGCAGAUUUUUCCCUUGGGUUCUCUGCAAAUGCAGAAUGAGUGAGGGACUGAACUGUAGCCUUUAACAAUUUCCCUUUCUGAUGCCCUUUCCUCUCGUCCUAGGUACCAAAUCCACACUGGCCUUCAGCACUCCAUCAUCCGUCCCCGGCAACCCAACUGCUUGCCCUUGAACCAGGUCACUCUUCCCCAGAAGCUGCAGGAAGCUGGCUAUUCCACGCACAUGGUGGGCAAGUGGCACUUGGGCUUCUACAGGAAAGAGUGCCUGCCCACUCGCCGGGGCUUUGACACUUUCCUUGGCUCGCUGACCGGGAAUGUGGAUUACUACACCUAUGACAACUGUGACGGGCCGGGCGUUUGCGGCUACGACCUUCACGAUGGCGAGAACGUGGCCUGGGAACAAAGUGGAAAAUAUUCCACUUUCCUCUAUGCCCAGCGAGUCAACAAAAUCCUGGCCGCCCAUAACCCCAAGGAGCCCAUCUUUAUCUACGUAGCCUUCCAAGCUGUGCACACACCGCUGCAGUCCCCGAAGGAGUACAUCUACCGCUACCGCUCCAUGGGCAACGUUGCGCGGCGUAAAUACGCUGCCAUGGUCACGUGCAUGGACGAAGCGGUGAAGAACAUCACCUGGGCACUCAAGAAGUACGGCUACUAUGAAAACAGUGUGGUCGUGUUCUCCACUGACAACGGCGGGCAGACCUUCUCCGGGGGAAGCAACUGGCCUCUGCGAGGCCGCAAAGGGACUUACUGGGAAGGAGGAGUUCGUGGAAUUGGCUUCGUGCACAGCCCGCUGAUUAAACGCAAGCGGAGAACCAGCAGGGCCCUGAUUCACAUCACGGACUGGUACCCAACUUUGGUGACCUUGGCCGGGGGCAACUUGUCCGAGGCAGACAAUUUGGACGGCUAUAACGUGUGGCCAGCGAUCAGCGAGGGCAAAGAGUCUCCCCGCACGGAAAUCCUGCAUAACAUUGACCCUCUUUAUAACCAUGCUAAAUAUGGCUCUUUGGAGAGAGGCUUUGGCAUAUGGAAUACGGCAGUGCAGGCCUCGGUGCGGGUAGGAGACUGGAAGCUUCUUACUGGAGACCCCGGUUACAGUGACUGGAUCCCGCCACAGACUCUGACCAACUUCCCAGGGAGCUGGUGGAACCUGGAGCGCCUGACGGACGGCCUACGCAAAUCUGUCUGGCUCUUCAACAUCUCCGCUGACCCAUACGAGCGCUACGAUCUGUCGGACCAGCGGCCUGACGUGGUGAGGGCUCUCCUCAUUAGACUCGUCCGCUACAACCAGACAGCCAUUCCUGUCAGAUACCCGGCAGAAAACCCUCGUGCCCACCCAGACUUCAACGGUGGCGCCUGGGGUCCUUGGGCGACGGAAGAGGAGGACGUGUGGGAGGGAGGACAUGGAAAACUGAAAAAUAAAAACCGAAAGAAGAAGUGCAAGAUCUGCAAGCUGCGCUCCUUCUUCCGGAAGCUGAACACCAGGCUGAUGUCCAACCGCAUCUGAGGGAGUAGGGCUGGUGCCAGACGCAGCCUCAAGGGGGUGCAGUUCCAAAUAGAAUCCAUGGGGCAGUUUAAUCCUCCCCCAUACCUAGUGCGUGAAAUUGGUUGGGAUGCUAGUCCACUUCUUUUCCAGUGGCAGUAGGGCCCCUCCAGGUGGCCUUUUUAUUGAACCUUCAUGAUGGUUUGUACUCAUGGUGGUAUCUAGGGAGUUAUAUGCAAUCCUGCUUUCAAUACGGUUUGCACCUACAACAGUUUCGGGGCGGGCAGACUGCUUUGUUUCCAAUUAGCGCACAUCCCGUAACUCCCUGCUGAAAUCCUGCAACUUUUUAUCCACAAAUCUUCUGUUUUCUUUGUUUGUGUGGGUCUUGGUUUUCUUGCGCUAUAGUGCAAGAGUAUCCCUCUAGGUGGCAAUAAUGCGCUAACAUUGGGGAAGCACUAAUAAAGCGGAAUGUUGCAAGAACAGUCCAGUAUAAACCCACCACUGAUGUACUAUUAUUGCAUCAAUGACAUGUUACAGAAAGAAAUCCCGGUCUGGAAGGGCCUUUAAUAAAGUUUGACCUAACCCACCUCACCUCCUUUUUUCUUCCACUUUAGAUACUGUCCACAGCAAUGAAUAUUUUUACUGGGAAACCCUCCAGGACUUGUAAUCUCUAAUCUUUGGGAGCCUGCUUAGCCUCAGCAGGUUCUGGAGACUGUCCCUUCCCUUCCCUUCCUUUCCUUAUUUCAGAAUGUUCCGAACCCAUAGUUGUCAAGUGUCAUCAUGAUUAAUGAACGUGUGUGUAUCAUAGUUAGAUACAGUACUGCUAUCCAGCAGUAGUCACGCUGAGCAAGGUCUUAUCCACUACCCAAGGACCAAACCAAUUGUACUCAAAAUCACUGAAAGGUGUUUGAAAAUGUCUGCAGCUGCUCUGUGGAUGCAUCAUGAAAUAUCAUAAAUAAUUUUAACUUAUGUAACGCUUUUGCUCUGGGAAGGCGCCUGCAGGUUCUCCCCUCCCUCAAGGCUGCAGCCCCCGCCCCCAAUCACUUCAGUGCAUGUGGGCGGUGAUACAGAAGACCUAGGAUAGUUAUUUUUAUCAGGGAGAGAGAGAGAGAGAGAAAGCAGAGCUCUAACCUUGUGAACAUUUUACCCGAAAUAUACAUAAUGCCUAACAUCUCGUAGGCAGGGACAUCAGUAAAGGGUGUGUGAGCACUGCAGGCAUACAGUGCGCGGAAAAAAUGUAAAAUGACUGAGCAAUAUUUACAUACUGAUCCAACUACCUCAUCUUUUAUGGAGAGAGAGAUGUUUCCACGUCUAUUUAUUUAGCCAACAAGUACAAGAGAUUGAGAGGAAGCCACAGCUCUCAUGGAGCUCCUUUAACUGCCCGGGUUUUCUUUCUCUUGGGCACGCCACAGGAUUUUCUUCCUCUUCCCGCAUCCUUCAGUUCAAGGGCUUAAGAGCGUUGGCAAAAACUGCUUACAUAAACCACUCGUGUUAAAAAACUUAACAUGAGCAAGAUGUAUAAAUAUAAUUAGUUCAAAAAUCAUUAAACAAAGCCUGCUGCUGCUGCUAAACUUUGGGAGCAGUUGCUUGAAGACAGUGCUUUUUUCCUUUAGUAAAAAUAAAAUAAAAUGAGGUGCCGUUAUAUUGAUAAAAGUGCUUGGGGUGUCUGCACAAAUUGGGUGCCGUGGGCAGCAAAAAAGAAAACCAAAAAGGGAUGGUACUCUGUACCAUCUCUGUCACAAAAAUGCCCAGCUUAAAAUACACCUUGCAGUGCACAAUGAACUUGCAGUAACUGCUACAAAUGUAGUGAUGCCUACUAGUAUAGCCUGCUUUAAAAAUAUGGACUUGUUAGCACGUUAGCUGUGAUAGCAAAAUAAACUCCCCUAUAUUUGAAAGCAGACAAGCAGACAUUGAAGGCAAAUAGGAAAUGACCAUCAUGUAUUACUUGCAAGUAGGGUUGGAAUGAUCUGUCCAUUUCUUUCCAAUCUUAAAUUCAGUUCAUACAAUUUGCAGGGUUGUUGUUUUUCUAAAAUCCUCAUGAAAAUUCUUCAGCAUUUUAAUGCAAAUUUCUUUUAAUAAAUACACUUUUGUUUUAAGUUUUGAUUUAUGUACAUAUUUUUGCAAGCAAUUUCUUCUCAUAUAAUGCAUUUUGUAUUUUAUUUUUUCACCAAUACAUUAAUUUU
This is a messenger RNA of Podarcis lilfordi (Lilford's wall lizard), 9248 nucleotides long. NCBI's taxonomy places the organism in Eukaryota, Metazoa, Chordata, Lepidosauria, Squamata, Lacertidae. The record is from the annotation of a GenBank genome assembly.